Messenger RNA from Dipodomys spectabilis (banner-tailed kangaroo rat), 5542 nucleotides. RefSeq names its product BBX high mobility group box domain containing (gene Bbx). NCBI's taxonomy places the organism in Eukaryota, Metazoa, Chordata, Mammalia, Rodentia, Heteromyidae. The transcript has 18 exons. Bases 340 to 3243 code for a protein of 967 amino acids. Gene Ontology annotation, biological process: regulation of transcription by RNA polymerase II. The record is from RefSeq and is a predicted model, not a curated record. Gene Ontology annotation, cellular component: nucleus. Gene Ontology annotation, molecular function: DNA-binding transcription factor activity, RNA polymerase II-specific; RNA polymerase II transcription regulatory region sequence-specific DNA binding.
CUUCUCUGAAAGCUGUUCUAUAAAGCUGGUCUGCCUGCUUUCACUGGAAGCAUUAUAUUCUUAAGACUGAGUCGGGUUUUGUGGAAGUAUUGUUGAUUUGACUCUCUUUGGGGAAUGGAAGGUGAGGGAGGACUUUAAAGGAAGAAAGGGGCAGGCUGAAAAAGCAAAAUCAUCAAGAAUUUUGUUGUCACAUCUUGCCGUGCCGGUGUUACAGCCAGCUCUAUAGACUGCUGCACUGAAAACAUUUCUAUGAGAGAAUUUUGCUGCAUCACAGGAGCUGGAAGUUCUGAUGUUCCAUUGAAAUCACAAUGGAAAGUCUUGACUUGACUGGUUCUAGUAAUGAAAGGCAGUAAUAGAAAUAAAGAUUCAACAGAAGAAGGGACUGGAAAACGACCAAAACGGAAGUGUCUUCAGUGGCAUCCAUUGCUAGCAAAGAAACUUUUGGACUUUUCAGAAGAGGAGGAGGAGGAAGACGAAGAAGAAGAUAUUGAUAAGGUUCAGCUUCUUGGGGCCGAUGGCCUAGAGCAAGAUGUUGGUGAGACUGAAGAUGAUGAAUCACCAGAACAGCGUGCCAGGAGACCAAUGAAUGCAUUUCUUUUAUUUUGCAAACGCCAUCGCUCCCUUGUCCGUCAAGAACACCCUAGGCUUGAUAACCGAGGUGCUACCAAGAUACUAGCUGAUUGGUGGGCUGUUCUCGAUCCAAAGGAAAAACAGAAAUAUACAGACAUGGCUAAGGAGUAUAAAGAUGCAUUUAUGAAAGCAAAUCCUGGCUACAAAUGGUGUCCUACCACAAACAAGCCUGUGAAAUCACCAACACCCACUGUCAAUCCACGAAAGAAACUUUGGGCCUUUCCGCCUGACUCUUCAAGAGAUCUGCCAAGUCCCAAGAAAGCAAAGACUGAAGAAAUGCCUCAGCUUAACUUUGGAAUGGCCGAUCCUACCCAAAUGGGAGGGCUGAGCAUGCUGCUGUUAGCUGGAGAACAUGCUCUUGGAACACCAGAGAUAUCCUCUGGCACUUGCAGACCUGAUGUUUCAGAAUCCCCUGAAUUACGGCAGAAGUCACCAUUAUUUCAGUUUGCCGAGAUAUCGUCAAGUACAUCCCAUCCUGAUGUUCCUACAAAGCAGUGUCAAGCAUCAGCCUUGUUUCAGUUUGCAGAGAUCUCCUCACACACUUCCCAGUUGGGUGGCACUGAGUCUGUGAAACGCUGUGGGAAGUCUGCGCUCUUUCAACUGGCAGAGAUGUGCUUAGCCUCAGAGGGGGUAAAAAUGGAAGAUGCAAAAGAAUGGAAGAAAGCGAAAGAAUCAGAUGGUGGAAGAAUCACAGAAUUGGAGAAGGGACAGGAAGAGAGAGAAAUAAAAAUGGAGAAAACACAUGAAGAUGGGUUACAAAAGGAAGCAGAAUUUGAAAAAUCAUUUAAAGAUAAUGUAAGAGAGGCUAAGGAAUUGAGAAAUUUUGAAGAGCUACAAAUGGAUGAUGUAAUGGCUAUAAAAAUGGAAGACCCCAAAGAAAUUAGGAAAGAAGAAUUAGGGGAAGACCAAAAAUAUAGUCACUUCCCCGAUUUUUCUUAUUCUGCCAGUAGCAAGAUAAUAAUAAGUGAUGUUCCCAAUAGAAAGGAUCAUAUGUGCCACCCUCAUGGGAUUAUGAUCAUUGAGGAUCCUACUGCCCUAAACAAACCAGAAAAGCUGAAGAAGAAAAAGAAGAAAAGCAAGGUAGAUCGACAUGGAAAUGAUAAAUCCACACCCAAGAAGACUUGCAAAAAGAGGCAGUCUUCCGAAUCUGACAUUGAGAGUGUCAUAUAUACCAUUGAAGCUGUUGCAAAAGGAGACUGGGGUGUUGACAAACUUGGAGAUGCCCCAAGAAAGAAGGUCCGCACCUCUUCAAGUGGCAAGGGAAGCAUUUUGGAUGCUAAGCCACCAAAGAAAAAAGUGAAAUCAAGAGAGAAGAAAAUGUCAAAGGAGAAAUCCUCAGACAUCACCAAAGAGUCAAGACCUCCAGAUUUCAUUAGUAUUUCUGCCAGUAAGAGCAUUUCUGGUGAGGUGCCAGAGGGUAUAAAAGCAGAACCAUUGACCCCCACGGAAGAUGUACUACCACCUAACCUUUCUGGACAAGCCAAGCCAGAGGACAGUGAAUGUCACAGAAAAAUAGAGACCUGUGGCUCCAGGAAAUCCGAGAGGUCUUGCAAAGGUGCUCUUUAUAAAACCCUGGUGUCUGAGGGCAUGCUCACCUCUCUGCGAGCUAAUGUUGACAGAGGUAAACGAAGCUCAGGUAAAGGAAACUCCUCUGAUCAUGAAGGAUGUUGGAGUGAGGAAAGCUGGACAUUUAACCAGAGUGGGACCAGUGGGAGCAAGAAGUUCAAGAAGACAAAGCCAAAGGAAGACUCUCUGCUUGGCUCAACAAAGUUGGAUGAAGAAUUUGAAAAGAAAUUCAACAGCCUCCCUCAAUAUAGUCCUGUUACAUUUGACCGGAAAUGUGUAUCUAUUCCAAGAAAAAAGAAGAAGACUGGAAACAUAUCCUCAGAACCAACUAAAACCAGCAAAGGUUUGCUCAUCUGGGAAAAUAAUGUUGUGUCGAGAUCGUCCAAGAUGGAUGAGGAAAGAAAUAAAGUAGACUUGUUGACAGGUCCCUUCCAGUCUCAGAAAAAGAACUUAUUCCACAAAAUUGUCAGCAAAUAUAAGCACAAAAAGGAGAAGCCUAAUGUUCCAGAAAAAGGAAGUGGGGAUAAAUGGUCACAUAAGCAAUUCUUCUUGGAUGCCAUUCACCCUACAGAAGCCAUAUUUUCAGAAGACAAAAAUACUAUAGAGCCUGCUCUUAAGGUUAAAAAUGCCCUACCCACUUUCAACACUCCAGAGCCAACAGCAAUGCAAGAACCUCUGGUGGGCAGCCAAAAAAGAAAAGCAAGGAAAACCAAGAUUACCCACCUUGUCAGGACUGCUGAUGGCCGCGUAUCACCAGCAGGAGGUACUUUGGAUGACAAACCAAAGGAACAACUGCAGAGGAGUCUCCCUAAAGCAACUGAGACAGACUGCAAUGACGACUGUGUACACAGAGCUGAGGCCGGGGAGACACGGAGCAGCACUCCAGAAAUGCCUGCUGUGUCUGCGUUCUUCAGCCUCGCUGCACUGGCAGAGGUAGCAGCCAUGGAGAAUGUGCACAGAGGUCAGAGGUCAACUCCGCUCACCCAUGAUGGACAGCCAAAAGAAAUGCCACAGGCUCCUGUACUUAUUUCUUGUGCUGACCAGUGAUGCACCCUUUAAUUGUAAAACAUUGUGCUUUACCUACUAUCCUAGCCUUGUCUUUACCAAGGGAUGCUAGUGAGUCCAUGUAUGGAAAAUAUAAACUGCAAACAAGUGCUUGUUGCCCUACAUGGCCCAGAUUCACUUGAAGCAGAAGUUAGCAUCCUGGGCCAGUUCUUUCAGAACCCAGAAUCGUUGAGGGCAUCGUUAUCAGUCUGAUAAUGAGCAGAAAUAGAAUAAUCCUGGAGCUCCGCUUUCCAUUGAAGGCUUUUGGCGGUAAUAGGUGGUAACUUGGUAAAAGGCUGCCUUUACUGUAGCUCACCCAGCAUCUCUUACCAACGAGAGAGUGUGAAACUAGUUUCAUAUAUUACCUAGUUAUUCUUUCAAAACAAACAAACAAAAAAAAACAAAAAAACAAACUGACGCACUGCACUAGUUAUUAUUAGAUAUUCUUAGUCUUUUUUGUACAUGGAGAUUUAAGUUCUAAGAUGGUUUAUAUAAUAGGUUAUACCUACAUUUAUAUUGUAGAAUAAAUAUUAAAAUGCCUGUUCCUGAGACUCCCAAGCAGGGUGGCAGGCAGCAGAUGUACCAUUGUUAGCGGUGUAUGCUCGGCCUCGUGGUCCAUAGAUUCUGCACUUUUAUAUUUGCCACCAGAGUGGUAAUUUGCUGGCAAAGAGAUAUGAGAGAGAAAGGAGAGAGAGAGAGAGCGAGAGAGAGAGAGAGCGAGAGAGAGAGAGAGAGAGAGGAAAAAGAGUUACAAUUCUUACAAUCUGAAUUUUUUCUUAGCCUUGAGAGACCAAGAAGAAUUUGCUUGGGGCAAAUUGUGGCAAAUACUUUCCCAUACAAGGGAAGAGUCCUGCAGAUUACAGAUUCCUGGUGUUUUCAUGCCUUGAGGAUUCUUCACUUUUUACACAGAGGUCUCUGUGACCAAUGGAUCGUUCAUACAAACAAACAACAAAAAAAGACAAAAAUAUUACUCAGAAGUGACCUUAGUAUUACUUCACUAUUCUAUACACAUUGAAGACACUCCCUUCAUGUGGACCUUUUCCAUCCAUCAGACAGACUGGACGGGUUGCGAUUGCUAUGCACAGCCGAAUUGGCACUAUAGGUUUUUAGAGAGCCAUUUCAAGUUUGUGUUGUUGAGGGGAGGUAUUGAGUAAAGGAUGAGGGAGGCAUGUCUGAGGAGGGCCUCUCAGUCAGAUCACCUGCAAGUUUCUGUUUCCUUUUUAUGUUUUGUUGCUUUUAAACAUAACACCAACUAUCCAUAUGCUAGUGCCAAGUGGAUUAACUGGCUCAGAACAUUCAGCAUAUUGGCUUAACCACCUGACGUUCACAGUGUCUUGUUUCCUAGCAACAGAUGCAAAGUGAUAAAUCAAAAUUAGUCUGAGGCUGCAGAUGUUACAGGGUAUUUGUUCCAUAGCACAAAGUAUUCCCCCACUCUCGUGUCACAGCACAAACUACCAAAUUUUAAUUAUUGGAUUCCAGCAAUAAUUUUUAAUGGUUUUCAAAUGGGCAGAGUUUUGAUAGUGCUAGUUCAAGUUUGAAGCUUUUGAAUUAGAUCUCUAAAUGGUGACAGUUUACAUGGUUUUACCUAGCUUUCUUAUUUAUACUUGACUGAAUUGUAAUGAUUUUUUUCUAAUUGUAAUUUGACCUAAUAGCCAUAUAAAAAUGACUCUCUUAAUACUGACUAGGUUUAGCUUCUCAUGGUUGUAGAUAUUACUUCAGUUUCGGUGCUGAGAAAUAUGUACAACGUUCUAACAAGAUUAUAAAAUGAUAUCGAGGGCUUUUUUUUUUUUCUUUCCCCAAAGCAAGUGAAGAGGACAGCAGAACGUUAGAAUGGUAUCCUCAGAAAUGCAUAUUCAUUGUGGGGAUAGAGGAAGUAGGAAUCAACAAAGGGUUAAUCAGUGGUUAUAAGUAACCCCAUUCACUUAAGUGAACAGCCCCAGUUUUUAGCAUACUAUUUUUACUAUGAUACUGUUUUGUUAAUGCUUUUAAAAUUUCAAAACAAAAAAUGAAUGUUUGAAAAUUGCUGGGUCCUGGUGUUUGGUGGUGGUUUGGAGUUUUGGACCGCUUGCUAGCAAUGAUUUAAAAAUUAUAAUUAGCUAAAAUCCAAAAACAAAUAAAAAAGUAAGAACCCAACAACAGUUGUAUGGUGCAGAACAUGCAUCUUGACAAUGGUACUAACUUGUUAUUCUGUAGAACACAUUAGAAUAGAUCUAUUUUUGCCAGAGCACCCUCCCUCAGUCCUCCAGUUACAUUUCACUAGAGUUCCUUAAGAGAUUGCUGUAUAUUCCUGGGACCUUUUUUU